Lepus europaeus (European hare) is the source of this 2635-nucleotide messenger RNA. Its product is annotated as signal transducer and activator of transcription 5B. The record is from RefSeq and is a predicted model, not a curated record. The transcript is spliced from 19 exons. Gene Ontology annotation, biological process: regulation of transcription by RNA polymerase II; cytokine-mediated signaling pathway; growth hormone receptor signaling pathway via JAK-STAT. Lineage: Eukaryota; Metazoa; Chordata; Mammalia; Lagomorpha; Leporidae. Bases 150 to 2510 code for a protein of 786 amino acids. Gene Ontology annotation, molecular function: DNA-binding transcription factor activity, RNA polymerase II-specific; RNA polymerase II cis-regulatory region sequence-specific DNA binding.
UCGGAGCCGUCACCCCGGGCGGGGACCGAGCGCAGACGACUCCGCGCGGCGGCCCGGCCGAGGGAGGGAGCGAGCGAGCGGGCGCGCGAGCGAGAGAGCCGGCCCGGAGCAGCCGCUGGCGCCCGAGGGGCCGAGCGAGGUUAUAAGCCAUGGCUGUGUGGAUACAAGCCCAGCAGCUGCAAGGAGAUGCCCUUCACCAGAUGCAAGCGCUGUACGGCCAGCACUUCCCCAUCGAGGUGCGCCACUACCUGUCUCAGUGGAUUGAAAGCCAAGCCUGGGACUCAAUAGAUCUUGAUAAUCCACAGGAGAAUAUUAAGGCCACCCAGCUCCUGGAGGGCCUGGUGCAAGAGCUGCAGAAGAAGGCGGAGCAUCAGGUGGGGGAAGAUGGGUUUUUACUGAAGAUCAAGCUGGGCCACUAUGCCACCCAGCUCCAGAACACGUACGACCGCUGUCCCAUGGAGCUGGUGCGCUGCAUCCGGCACAUUCUGUACAAUGAACAGAGGCUGGUCCGGGAAGCCAACAAUGGUAGUUCUCCCGCUGGGACCCUGGCCGACGCCAUGUCCCAGAAGCACCUUCAGAUCAACCAGACGUUCGAGGAGCUGCGGCUGGUCACGCAGGACACGGAGAACGAGCUGAAGAAGCUGCAGCAGACUCAGGAGUACUUCAUCAUCCAGUACCAGGAGAGCCUGAGGAUCCAAGCUCAGUUUGCCCAGCUGGCCCAGCUGAACCCCCAGGAGCGGCUGAGCAGGGAGACGACCCUGCAGCAGAAGCAGGUGUCCCUGGAGGCCUGGCUGCAGCGCGAGGCCCAGACACUGCAGCAGUACCGCGUGGAGCUGGCCGAGAAGCACCAGAAGACCCUGCAACUGCUGCGGAAGCAGCAGACGAUCAUCCUGGACGACGAGCUGAUCCAGUGGAAGCGGCGGCAGCAGCUGGCCGGCAACGGAGGGCCCCCCGAGGGCAGCCUGGACGUGCUGCAGUCCUGGUGUGAGAAGUUGGCUGAGAUCAUCUGGCAGAACCGGCAGCAAAUCCGCAGAGCCGAGCACCUCUGCCAGCAGCUGCCCAUCCCCGGCCCCGUGGAGGAGAUGCUGGCCGAGGUCAACGCCACCAUCACGGACAUCAUCUCCGCCCUGGUGACCAGCACAUUCAUCAUCGAGAAGCAGCCCCCGCAGGUCCUGAAGACCCAGACCAAGUUCGCAGCCACUGUGCGCCUGCUGGUGGGCGGGAAGCUGAACGUGCACAUGAACCCCCCCCAGGUGAAGGCCACCAUCAUCAGUGAGCAGCAGGCCAAGUCCCUGCUCAAGAACGAGAACACCCGCAACGAGUGCAGCGGCGAGAUCCUGAACAACUGCUGUGUCAUGGAAUAUCACCAAGCCACCGGCACCCUCAGCGCCCACUUCAGGAACAUGUCCCUGAAACGAAUCAAGAGGUCCGACCGCCGUGGAGCAGAGUCAGUGACAGAAGAAAAAUUUACCAUCCUGUUUGAAUCACAGUUCAGUGUUGGGGGGAACGAGCUGGUGUUUCAGGUCAAGACCCUGUCACUCCCCGUGGUAGUGAUCGUUCAUGGCAGCCAGGACAACAACGCGACGGCCACCGUUCUCUGGGACAAUGCUUUUGCCGAGCCUGGCAGAGUGCCAUUUGCCGUGCCUGACAAAGUGCUGUGGCCGCAGCUGUGUGAAGCGCUCAACAUGAAAUUCAAGGCCGAGGUGCAGAGCAACCGGGGCCUGACCAAGGAGAACCUGGUGUUCCUGGCGCAGAAGCUGUUCAACAGCAGCAGCGGCCACCUGGAGGACUACAGCAGCAUGGCCGUGUCCUGGUCCCAGUUCAACAGGGAGAACUUGCCAGGACGAAAUUACACCUUCUGGCAGUGGUUUGACGGGGUGAUGGAGGUGUUGAAAAAGCAUCUCAAGCCUCAUUGGAACGAUGGGGCGAUUCUGGGUUUUGUGAACAAGCAACAGGCCCACGACUUACUCAUCAACAAGCCAGAUGGGACCUUCCUCCUGAGGUUCAGUGACUCGGAAAUCGGUGGCAUCACCAUUGCUUGGAAGUUUGAUUCUCAGGAAAGAAUGUUUUGGAAUCUGAUGCCAUUUACUACCAGAGACUUCUCCAUCCGGUCCCUGGCCGACCGCCUGGGGGACUUGAAUUACCUUAUAUAUGUGUUUCCUGAUCGGCCAAAAGACGAAGUGUACUCAAAGUAUUACACGCCCGUUCCCUGCGAGCCUGCCACCGCUAAGGCGGUGGACGGGUACGUGAAGCCGCAGAUCAAGCAAGUGGUCCCUGAGUUUGCCAACGCGUCUGGAGAGGGGGGGGCCAGCGCCACCUACAUGGACCAGGCCCCCUCCCCGGCUGUGUGUCCCCAGACGCACUACAACAUGUACCCACAGAACCCUGACUCCGUCCUUGACACCGAUGGGGAUUUCGACCUGGAAGACACGAUGGAUGUGGCGCGCCGCGUGGAGGAGCUCCUGGGCCGCCCCAUGGACAGUCAGUGGAUCCCCCACGCGCAGUCGUGACCCGCCCGCCCUCGCCGCCACAGCCGUCGUCCUCACCGGAGGAGGCCCUCUUGUGGAUGUUUUAAUUCCAUGAAUCGCUUCUCUUUGGAAACAAUACUCAUAAUGUGAAGUGUCCGUCCUCGUUG